Cordyceps militaris CM01 is the source of this 1020-nucleotide messenger RNA. RefSeq names its product thioredoxin, putative. Lineage: Eukaryota; Fungi; Ascomycota; Sordariomycetes; Hypocreales; Cordycipitaceae. The record is from RefSeq and is a predicted model, not a curated record. Bases 1 to 1020 code for a protein of 339 amino acids. The transcript has 3 exons.
AUGAGCAAAACGAUAUCUAUCAGCUCUUCGGAGCAGCUCGGCACAGUAUUGCAGUCGACCCCGAUCGUCAUCGCCAACAGUAAGCCGCCCGCCGCUGUCACCCCGCCAGAACCGCUCUUGGUUGUGUACCGCGCUGGCCAGCGACCACCACCAACCAUGCAAUUCUCCAAAAUAUACGAAUCCCUCUCCAACUCUCUUUCGCGCGCCGGCAAGAUCUCGUUUGUCAAGAUCGACUUUGAAGAAAAUGGCGAGCUCGUCCAGAGCCACGGCGUCACCAAGCCCCCCGGCUUCCUCAUCUUCCGCGACGGCAGGCUCAAGGAUAGGACCCUCGGCACAAACCCCCUUGAGCUGAGAAAAUUUGCUGAAAAGAUUGCCGAGGAGAGCAUAGCGCUCGAGGAAUCGUCUGGCAACGCUGCCACGUCUGGCUGGAGGGGAGCACCGCUGCCUCGUGGGUACAACGACGUCACGGAUCAGGUUGAAAUCAGAGACUGCGAGGUCCUGAAUGCCGAUGACGAGGCCGGCACUGUCCGCACUCUGUUUGAUACUCACGAGCCCAGCACCCUUCAAAAAGGCAAAGACACGGCCAGCGCAGACACCAAGGACUGGGUGCAGAGCGGUUCGGAUGACCAACUACUUCUCUAUAUCCCCUUUCAAUCUACCAUUAAGCUGCAUACAAUCCAGUUGACCUCAUUGCCCUCGGCCGAUGAUGAGGGUGAGGUUUCGAGACCCCACGUUGUUCACCUGUUUAUCAACCGCCCUCAGAACAUGGACUUCGCCGAAGCCGACGACACUGAACCGACUCAGGUCAUCAACCUCAGCCCCAGCGACUGGAAUGACCAAGGUACUGUCAACAUCCCCUUGCGCUUUGUCAAGUUCCAAAAGACCUCGACCGUCAUUAUAUACGUGCAACAGGGCGAUGGGGAGGCAGAGGCUGUUCGCUUGGACAGGGUCAAGCUGAUCGGCGAGCCUGGCGCCAAACGGGAAAUGGGCAACCUGCAGAAGGCUGGGGACGACGAGUGA